Molecule: messenger RNA, 846 nt
Organism: Exophiala viscosa
Lineage: Eukaryota; Fungi; Ascomycota; Eurotiomycetes; Chaetothyriales; Herpotrichiellaceae
Product: S-adenosyl-L-methionine-dependent methyltransferase
Exons: 2
Coding region: 1-846 (281 amino acids)
Source: RefSeq, a predicted model, not a curated record
AUGGCGGAGGAUCCGAGCCAUAGCCAUCUUGGUGACCAUCAUGGCGCUCAUGCCAUGCACCAGAGCGGUCAUCACGAUCAUCACGACGAUGCAGCUUUCUUGGAGACCAACCGAAACCACUGGAACAAAUUCGCCGCAUCAUACAGCUCCGAGCCAUGGCAAAAAGACAUGCUCAACAAGAUCAACGCAUUCAUCUACGCGAACAUCAAUUGGAUCGGCGUAGACUUCGUCGAUUCCGCUACGACAUUUGAGGCUACAGAUCCUGCCCAGGUUAGGAAGGUCCGAGUACUGGACUAUGCAUGCGGUCCUGGCACCAUCACCUAUGCUCUCGGCAGCCACGCGACAGAGUACGUCGGCAUCGACCUCAGCGAGAACAUGGUGCAGGCCUACAAUUUACGAUUCAACCCUGCGAUAAAGGAUGCGAACAACGAGGACGAAUCUCUGAACGCUCAUGCAGAGAUAGGCAACCUCUUGACGACUGAGGAGCCACCCGCGGCGUUCUCAGGGCCCAAAUAUCACGACUUCGAUCUGGUAGUGGUGGGCCUGGGAUUCCACCAUUUCUCGGACGUCCGACUAGCGGCCAAGAGACUCGUCGAGAGGCUCCGACCUGGCGGUGUCUUCUUGAUCCUUGAUUUCGUGACGCACGCCAUGGAGGCAGAAGAGCAUCCGGACGUGAAGGCCUCCGCAAACACCGUUGCCCAUCACGGCUUCAGUGAGCAGGAACUAAGGGAGAUCUUCGCCGAAGCUGGCCUGAAGGAUUUCGCGCUCGGUCGCAUGGGCGACGAGGUAUACAUCAGGGGAAAGUCGAAGAGAGAGCCAUUCUUGGCCAGGGGUAGCAAGAUCUGA